AAUAUUUACAAAAAACAAAUAUGAUAAUAUCACAUCAUGUAUAUAAAGAAUCUCCCACUACUUCGUUCAUCCUUAAAAAAGUUUUUACAAAAUCAAGUAGUCACCACUAAUACACUAGCCAUGGCUGUGACCACCUUUUCCAGCGACUUCACCAGCUCAAUUCAAGCAGCUCGGCUGUUUAAGGCCUUGAUCCUUGAUGCCCAUAACCUUUACCCAAAGAUCACACCUCUUGCUAUUAAAAGCAUCGACACAGUUGAAGGUGAAGGAGGCCCAGGAAGCAUAAAGCAGAUUAACUUUGAACAAGAUGGUCAAAUGAAAUAUGUGAAGCAUAGAAUUGAUGCAUUGGAUGAGGAAAAGAUGUUGUAUGCAUACACAUUGGUCGAAGGUGGUGAAGCAUUGAAGGAGAAGAUCCAUUCGAUUUCUUAUGAGAUGAAGUUUGAGCCAAAUCCAAAUGGAGGGUGCAUUGGCAACAAAAUAAGCAAGUAUCAUGUAAAAGAAGGAUUUGAGAUCAAAGAAGAGGAAUUUCAAGAGGGGAGAUUGAAGGAUUUUGGUGUCUUUAAAGUUAUUGAAGCUUUCCUCUUGGAAAACCCUAAUGCCUAUGUCUAAGUUGGUCAUUUUGCAUGAUUAAAAUAUAAUAUUUCAAUCUUUGAAUAAAGUUGUAUGCAUUGGUAUGAACAUGUUGUGGCUUUCUCUAUGACUUGUGAGCCAAUUAAGAUUGAGUAGCUUUUUUGUAAUAAAUGAGAUGAAAUACAAAUAAAAUGCCUCGAAUAUUGAAUCUUUUUGUCUCAAAUCAAAUGUCGAAAUGGUG
Molecule: messenger RNA, 808 nt
Organism: Lactuca saligna
Lineage: Eukaryota; Viridiplantae; Streptophyta; Magnoliopsida; Asterales; Asteraceae
Source: the annotation of a GenBank genome assembly